Molecule: messenger RNA, 981 nt
Organism: Stylonychia lemnae
Lineage: Eukaryota; Ciliophora; Spirotrichea; Sporadotrichida; Oxytrichidae
Source: the annotation of a GenBank genome assembly
AUGUUCUUUAAAAAUAGAUCAUUGGAUAAUAGAGCCAUUAAGAAGGACCUUAAAGAAUUGAAUGGAUUUAAUUAUAGCUUUAGACAACCUUCAGAAUCCACCGAAUCUUAAAAAUCAGUUAGCCUAAGCACUAGCAGUGGAUAACUAUCAAUAACAAAAUUAAAUUCUAGCAGUAAAGAUCAAUUAAGGCUACUGUUUGAAAAUAAUAGUAGCGAAAAAUAGGCCUAUGAACAUUAUGACUAAAAAUUAAUACCACUUGAAUCAAUGAGAAUAAGUUUAAUUAUUGACAUUGAUAGAACAUUAGUCGAUAUAGUAGAUAAAAAGAGAUAUGAGGAGAUUAUAAAAAAGUGUUUUUUCAGUAAAGACAUGAGAAUCAAAUAAGUUGACGCUUCAGUUUUGAAAUCUUCAAGAUAUGUGCUACAGACUAAAUCUCAGUUGCAAAAUUUUGUUAUUAUUGAUAGGAAGGAAAUAACGUGGAUAAAUGAGGACAAAAAUGUUUUAUUUUUGCUAAAAACAUUCGCUCCACUAUCUGAAACAAUAUCUGAGGAGUAGCAUCUUAAUGAUAUUCCUAUCUUUGUUCGAAGCAAGCGCUAUCAGUAUCUUUAAAAUUAUCAUUUGAUGACUCUUGAAGAAUGUCAGUAGGAAACUACCUUAAAUGUCCUUGGAAAUUGUUUAAUAUAAGCAUUCGAGAAGAGUAAAUAGGUAAAUUCUACAAUUAAAAAUUCGUACAAUUUGCUUGGAGGUAAUGCUUACUCGGGAUAGUUUGUCAACAUCAAUUAUUUGAAGGGUUCUUAUAAAGAUUACAAACUUCAAAAUAAUGAAAUGAGUAUUGAAUUUUUAGUCGAGGUGAUUUGUAGACUUAGAGCAAUCUUGGAAAAUGAAAAUUUAGACUACUAUUAAAAGUAGCAGGAAGUAUGUACCGAUAAAGAAAUUUAAAGAAUACCCAGAUCUAAUGCAGAUACAGAAAUUGAGGAAAAGUGA